Messenger RNA from Cryptosporidium muris RN66, 1659 nucleotides. RefSeq names its product protein phosphatase 2C domain-containing protein. Gene Ontology annotation, biological process: protein dephosphorylation. The record is from RefSeq and is a predicted model, not a curated record. Gene Ontology annotation, molecular function: cation binding; protein serine/threonine phosphatase activity. Lineage: Eukaryota; Apicomplexa; Conoidasida; Eucoccidiorida; Cryptosporidiidae. Bases 1 to 1659 code for a protein of 552 amino acids. The transcript has a single exon.
AUGCCUCAAUUAUAUGCCCCUUCAGGUCAUUUACUCAGUCAAAAUUCAACAAAUUUAAAUUCGUCUGUUAAUACUAUACUAAAUUUGAAAAAUUCAUCUAAUUAUAUACUAGGCCCAAGUAAGCAAACAACUUCUAUUAAUAGUUUAGCAUCUUUACAAGCAAGAGGAAAUCAAUAUACUGGUGUUGCUAGUUUUAUCCAUAGGAGAGCCGCACGAGUUUCUAGAUCACCAAGCCCUGAAAGAUUCCUUCAAAAUCAUAGCAAGGAGUCAGAAUCUCAGAAAAUUUCGUCUACUAGUAUUAAUAGUACAACUUACGAUGUUCCUUUUUCAGGAAUUAUUGGUUCUUCUUGUAUAUCAUCAUUGAGCUAUUUAGCAAAUAAGCAACAGGAAAAACGAUCAGCUUCUCUUGGAAAAUUAGUUGAAAAUAAGGAGAAUUAUCAAACUGUUCAAACGGGAGUCCUAGAACAAAAGCUUGAAAAAGAAAUAUUAGAUCUUAGGAAACAGGUCACUGAUCUUAAGAAAGCCCUUGCUUUAAGAGAUGAGGAGAAUUCUAGACUUAAAAUGAAGCUAAAUUUUUUACAAAACAGACCUGGAAUAGAAUCCAUGCCACCUAUAAGAGCUAAAGAUCGUCAUACUAGUAAAAGUAUCUCACGUGUUGUAAAAGAUGAUGAAGUUAGUUUGUAUGUAUGUGGUAACCCUAGUUUAAUAAAUAAAAUAUCUGUUAGUGAAUUUCAAGGUAAACCAUGUUUAUGGAAACCCAAUAAGAAUAUAGCACAAAUUUUACUUAGAGAAUGGAAAAUAAGUUGGGUAUGUGUUGAGGGGAGACGUACUAGUAAAGCUAUGCCAAAUCAAGAUGAUUUUUCAAUAUUGAAGUUGAAUAAUAACACUACAAUUUUAGCUGUUUUUGAUGGUCAUGGGCGUUAUGGUCACAUUGUAGCUUCACUUGUAAGGCAAAAAAUUUGUAGGGGUCUUAAAAAGUUAUUUGAGGUAUCAGGAACUACAGAUAUGCAUAUGAAUGCAUCAUAUAACAUACAAAUGGUAUCAUUUGACCGUUUAAAGGGAGUAUAUGAUCUAUUUGAUCAAGUACAAACAUCCCUUGAAAAGGAAGGGCAAUUUGGAUCAUCAGGGACUAGUGUAACUGUAGCAGUUAUUCAUAAUGAUAGAUUAUUGAUGAUACAAUUGGGAAGUUCAGGUGGAUUAAUACUGAAUUCUGAUACAGGUCAGAUAUUAUACAAAACUAAGGUCCACACUCUGGAUAAUACUCAAGAACGCUCAAGAAUUAUAACAAAGGAUGUUAUAGUCAAUGAAAAAGGUAGAUUUGAAUUAUUAAAUCACCUUCAUAAUUCUAAUAAUAGUAGUUUAUCUCUUAAAACUUCUUAUUCUUUAACUAGGAGCCUAGGAGAUACAGAUGGUAGAAGCUUAGGAAUUUUAAAUAGACCAGAUAUUUGGGAAACUAAGGUUAGUCAUAAAGGAAAUGUGAUAGUUAUCAUAGCUACUGAUGGAUUUUGGGAAUAUUCUGAGAAAAUAAAUACUAAUUUUGCAAAGCUCACAAAUCAAGAUGAACUUGAGUCUAUUACUAUGAAAUGCCAAGAUUGUUGGAUGAAGAUGUCAGGAAAUACAUCUGUAGAUGAUAUUACAAUAAUUACAAUCCAGAUUUAA